GGUUUAUACAAUCCGAAAGGUUAGAGUUAGGUCGUGAUUCUUCACUAUCAGCCAUCUUGCCUCAUUGAUCGUGAGCGGCCUGCGACUGAACACUACUUGUAAAGAAAAUCGUUCACUGGGGUAUAUUAUUAUCAUGCCUCCACGUUCACCUUCCGAAAUCGUCCCGGAUGCUGAACUUCUCACCGAAGAUGAAAUCAGGAAAGAAAAUGUUAAAGCAAUAAUGGAUAUCAUGUUCCCAACUGCGUUGGAUUAUGUAAAAUGGCUGGCGCGUCGUGGAUUGAUCGCAAAUAAACUUUUGUGCAUUCAAUGCAACAUAUACUGCAGUUUUACAAUAUCUAGAGAUAGCCGCGACGGACAUAUUUUCAGAUGUAGACUAUGUUCAAAACGCAAAAGUUUGCGUCAUAAUUCAUUCUUUUCGAAGAGUAAUCUAGAUUUAAAACAAUUGGUUGUUAUUAUGUUAUGUUGGGCAAAUGGCCGCCUACAAAAGGACACAGCAGUGGAAGCACGAACUUCCGGACACACUAUGAUAGACUGGGCUAAUUAUUGUCGUGAAGUAUGUGCUAAAGACCUCAUAAAACAUCCGCCAUUGCUGGGUGGUUAUGAUGAAGAAGCAGAAUCACCACGAAUUGUUGAAAUUGAACUUUCUGAGGAUUUAAUGCGAGGAAAACGUCAACGUGGGAAGAUACGCGACACUAGAUGGGUUUUAGGAGGUGUUGAACGAAAAACUGGCAGAGCUUUCAUUGUAGAAGUUAAAGAAAUGCAUCGAAAGAGUAUUAUUUCAAUAAUUCAAGAAAAUAUUUUACCGGAAACUAUAAUCAUAACAAAUGAUUCAGACGUUUUCAAAGAUCUCGAUAAAGUUUCCAAUGGAAUUUAUCAACAUUAUACUCUGGAUGGACAAGAAUUAGUCGAUGAAACUGACAGUGAUAUACAUUUAAACUCAAUUAGGAGUUUAUGGUUGCGUACACGAGCAAAAAUUCGUGAACAAUGUGGAACUGUCGAAGGAAUGUUUGCUUCUUAUUUAAAUGAAUUUGUAUGGAGAGAACAGCAUAGAAAUGGCGAUUCUGACUUGUUUUCUGAGUUUAUACUUUGUGUUAGACGACAAUAUCCUGUUUAAGUUAUUGGAGCACAAGAAUGAGGAAUUGUUUUGUUAGAUUUUUAUCAGAUUUAUAAUCGAAUAUAAACUUGUUUUGAUUUA
Molecule: messenger RNA, 1195 nt
Organism: Dalotia coriaria
Lineage: Eukaryota; Metazoa; Arthropoda; Insecta; Coleoptera; Staphylinidae
Product: male abnormal protein mab-31-like
Exons: 3
Coding region: 134-1114 (326 amino acids)
Source: RefSeq, a predicted model, not a curated record